Exaiptasia diaphana is the source of this 3918-nucleotide messenger RNA. Its product is annotated as ATP-dependent RNA helicase A. Gene Ontology annotation, molecular function: double-stranded RNA binding; 3'-5' DNA helicase activity; ATP binding. Gene Ontology annotation, cellular component: nucleolus; intracellular anatomical structure; ribonucleoprotein complex. The record is from RefSeq and is a predicted model, not a curated record. NCBI's taxonomy places the organism in Eukaryota, Metazoa, Cnidaria, Anthozoa, Actiniaria, Aiptasiidae. Gene Ontology annotation, biological process: regulation of mRNA processing; positive regulation of transcription by RNA polymerase II.
UCAAGAUGGCGGGCAUGGUGAAGAAUUUCUUGUAUGCCUUUUGUGGCAAGAAAAAGACACAACCGGUGUACACAGAGAAGCCGUCUAGGAGUGGAAAGUUUUGUUUCCAGGUCCAAGUGAAUGGUUUUGAUUACACUGGAUUUGGAUCUGCAACGAACAAGAAAGAAGCUGAAACCAAUGCUGCUAAAGACUUUGUUGGAUUUCUGAUUGGUGCUGGAUUCAUUCCUGCAGAUUCAGUUCCUGAUGAAAUACUGGCUGAUCAGAAUAUGGAGGAUGCAGCCCCAGUACCCCAACCCCUGCCAUCUAAUGUAGCCCCUGCUCCUCAGUCUCUGAUGUCGACCAAUCCAGGACAAGGAGGAAUGCAACAGAACAUGUCACAACCUCCACAACCGUUGUUUAACCAGGGUCCUAAUUUUGGUGGGGGACAUAAUAUGGGAGGUGCUCAAAGAGAUUACCACUACAGCAUGUACAAYAAACGAAGCUUUGUAGAGGCUGAAGACAUUGAUUUGGAUGCGCAUCUCCAUGGAAACUGGACACUUGCCAAUUCUAAGUCUAGACUACAUCAAUACCUGCAGCAGAACAGGCUACCAGCAGAGUUUAAAUACAGUACAGUGGGACCAGACCAUAACAGAUCAUUCAAGGCAGAGCUCUCAGUAUUUAUCAAAAGCCACAGAAAAACUAUUCGUGGUACUGGUACUGCUUCCACCAAGAAACAAGCAGCUCAAAGCUGUUCUCUCAGUUUGGUUCGUCAGUUGUUUCACAUUGGUGCAAUAGAGGCUGCUGAACCUGGUCARCUACAGGCAAAGAAACAGAAAACAGAUGAUAUAGAGCCAUAUGAUGUUGGUAUUAGUCCUGAGCUUGAGCAUCAGUUAACAACUCUUCUACAAGACCUUGGAAUACAACCAGUUCCACAGGAACCCAUCCCUACAAGUAAAGAUUACCAAGAAGAGUUCUUGCACAAAUGUCGAUCUGAUCAAACAUACAUGAGUCUUCUUGAUCAGCGUAGUUCCCUUCCUGUAUUCAACUACAAAGACAYCAUACUAAGAGCUAUAAAUGAGAACAGAGUUAUUAUUAUAAAAGGAGCCACUGGCUGUGGUAAAACAACACAGGUUCCUCAGUUCAUUUUAGAUGAGUAUCUUGCUAAUGGUAGAGGUGCAGAUUGCUGUGUAGUUGUAACACAGCCGAGACGAAUCAGUGCUGUAAGUGUUGGUGAGCGAGUGGCAGUUGAACGUAAUGAGCCCAUUGGUACAAGUGUUGGUUAUUCAGUGCGGUUCGACUCAGUGCUUCCUCGUAGUCAUGCAUCAGUCUUGUUUUGCACUGUUGGUGUUUUGCUAAGAAAACUUGAAAAUGGUCUUCAUGGUGUGUCCCAUGUAGUUGUUGAUGAGAUUCACGAGAGAGACAUUAAUACUGACUUCAUUCUUGUUGUACUACAAAGAAUGGUCCAAACAUACCCCAAUCUGCGGAUCAUUCUCAUGUCUGCCACGAUUGACACACAAAUGUUUUGUGAAUACUUUGGUAAUUGUCCAAUAAUUGAGAUUGAAGGACGAUCUUUCCCUGUUCAAGAGUAUUAUCUGGAGGAUGUGAUUCAAAUGCUAGGGUUUGUACCACCAAUCCCAGAAAAGAAGAAAAAGAGAGAUGAGGAUGUUGAUGACGAAGAGGAAAAUUGUAAUAACAUUUGCAGUGAUCAGUAUUCCUUUCAAACCAAAAACUCCAUGGCGCARCUAAGUGAGAGAGAAAUGUCAUUUGAAUUGAUUGAGGCUCUUCUUGAUUACAUCAGUAAUCUUGGUGUUCCCGGUGCGGUCCUUAUCUUCUUACCAGGGUGGAACUUAAUCUUUGCUUUACAUAAGCAYCUAAAGAUGCAUAGAAUAUUUGGGAGUCCUCAGUAUCGCUUACUUCCUUUACAUUCACAAAUACCAAGAGAAGAUCAACGAAGAGUCUUUGAACCUGUUCCGGAAGGAGUAACAAAGAUUAUUCUUUCUACUAACAUUGCUGAAACUAGUAUCACUAUAGACGAUGUCGUCUUUGUCAUUGAUUCAGUCAAAGCCAAAGUGAAGCUCUUCACCUCACACAACAACAUGACCAACUACGCAACGGUCUGGGCAUCUCRAACAAACAUGGAACAGCGACGAGGUCGUGCAGGUCGUGUAAGACCUGGCUUUGCCUUCCAUUUGUGCAGCAGGACAAGAUCUGAGAGACUCGCUGAACAUGCUACACCUGAAAUCCUUCGAACGCCUCURCAUGAGUUGGCAUUGUCAAUUAAGUUGCUUAAGUUGGGUGACAUCAAAGAGUUCCUUAACAACGCYAUUGAGCCACCUCCUUUGGAUGCCGUGGUAGAGUCUGUGGCAAUAUUAAAAGAUAUGGAAGCACUCGAUAGCAAUCAAAACUUGACACCCCUUGGAUACAUGCUUGCUAAGCUCCCUAUUGAACCACGGCUKGGAAAGAUGGUCAUUCUUGGUUGCAUCUUUCAGUGUGGUGAUGCCACUUGUACCAUUGCCGCUAGUACCAGUUUCCCAGAGCCUUUUGAGACGCCGUCUGACCGUCGGAGACUGGGCUGGGUUCAUAAGAAGUUCUCUGGUACUCGGCAUAGYGAUCAUAUUGCCAUGUUGAGUGCUUACCARUCCUGGGAGGAUGCAAGAUCUGUAGACGAUGAAGAUGAAUCAUCCGAAAGGAGUUUCUGUGACAGUCAUCAGCUUAACAUGUCGACAUUACGAAUGACAUCUGAAGCGAAGAUGCAGUUAAAGAAUCUCUUGUGCGAUGCCAAUUAUCCAGAAGAUUGUAUGCAUCCUGAACCGUUCAACUAUAGUGGUCCUGACUCCAAACUCGACAUGGUUGUGGCACUACUUUGUCUUGGUCUUUACCCCAACGUCUGCAUGCAUCGCGAAAAGCGAAAAGUAGUUACCACAGAAGGAAAGGCAGCUCUUGUACACAAGUCGUCAGUCAAUUGCACYAACAGGGAAUACAUCUUUCCUUCGCCUUUCUUUGUGUUCGGAGAGAAGAUUCGAACCCGUGCGGUUUCUUGUAAACAGAUGACGAUGGUGAAUCCUCUACAGUUGCUCUUGUUCAGCACAAGUAAAGUUAGUGCAGAUAAAGGAAUGAUCCGGAUCGAUGACUGGAUUCGUCUACGCAUGCCCUACAACCAAGCAGCCAUGAUCGUUGCGUUACGACAAGCAAUCGAUGUAUUAUUGAUCCAGGCGGCGACMAACCCGACCUCUAUCGCCGAACCGUCGCACGCCGACGAGCGCGUGAUUAACAUAAUCAAAGCUCUUUCGAGAAGCAAUGCUGGAAAGUUUAUACAAGGAAAUCCAGGGUAUCCGCCACAACCUCCACAGUUCCAGGGGCAUCGAGGAAGAGGGGGGGGCUUCGGAAGAGGGUCCCGUGGUUUUGUCCCACAAAAGCGAGGGUACCAAGGUCCUCGUCAUUACCGUGGUGGUGGAGGCUUUCGUGGUAGAGGGGGCGGAUUCGGUGGWGGACGAGGAGGCGGCGGWUUCGGAGGAGGAGGAUUCGGAGGAAGAGGUGGCGGUGGAUUUCGAGGAGGUUUUCGWGGAGGGAGAGGCGGAUACUGAUAAAAAUUACUAUACUUCUCCUCCYGUCGUGACAUUAGCAUGGAAAAUGCUUAGAUUUAAAGUAAAUCCUUCGCACCCAAUAAUGAACCUAUUUAAAACAUUGUGUUAGCGGAGAAUGGACAACAUACAGAACACUCUCUUUCCCAAUAUCAAGAUAGUAUUUGAACAGAAAAAAAAAUUCUUCAUUUUAUAAUUUUAGUUCAGUUUCGUGAAAUACAAUCUCGUGAAUGGCAACAUAUUUGAAAGAGAUAAAGAACACAAUCAAGUCGUUAUAUUAUUUGAACAGAAAAGUCAAACUAUCCCUCGCUUGUAGAACAGUUUUGUGAAUAAAKAUAUAAAAUUAUAGUGUUUCGUC